Tetrahymena thermophila SB210 is the source of this 4113-nucleotide messenger RNA. RefSeq names its product chromo(CHRromatin organization modifier) domain protein. The transcript is spliced from 2 exons. The record is from RefSeq and is a predicted model, not a curated record. Gene Ontology annotation, biological process: heterochromatin formation. NCBI's taxonomy places the organism in Eukaryota, Ciliophora, Oligohymenophorea, Hymenostomatida, Tetrahymenidae.
AUGUGUUUAUUUUAAUUUUUGAUUUUGAUUGCAAAUAAUCUAUCAAAAUGUUCUCUAAAAUAAAUCUAAAGCACGAAUAAUUAUUAAAAAUAUUUAUCAUCAAAAAUAGUUUCUACUUAUUAAAUUUAAAAAUUUAAUUAAAAUAGAAUGAGUAAAAGAGCAAACAAAUCUAUUUAAAAGAAAGAUACAAAGCAAGUAGUUCUCCUUCCAUUUUCAUAAUAAUAUAAUUCCUAGGAUUCUUUAUUCAAUGAGGAUAAUGAGAUACUAAAUUCUCAAUACUCUAAUAAUAUAUUUAGUAAACCUUUGAAUAAAGAUAACAUUCAGUUUACAGCAGGUACUGCCUCAAGUAAAGCCUUAGGACUACCUAAUCCUCUCUUUGAAAAUGAAUGGGAAAAUAAUUUAAAUGAUAUUCCAAUUUAAAAAUUUAAAACAAAUAACUUGAAUAAUAAAACAUACAAUGAGGUAAAUAAAUAAAAUUUGAAUGGUAAUACAAUUUUUGGUAAGAGAUAAAAUGAAAUUGAAUAAGAAGCACCAAAUCUAGAUGAAGAAGAUGAUGAUGAAGAUGAAGAUAUGUAUGAACCUGAAUAUCUGAUAGAUAAGAGGGUUGUAAAUGGAUAAAUUGAAUAUUUAGUUAAGUGGGUUGAGUUUUCAGCUGAAGAAAGUACUUGGGAACCAGCAGAGAAUAUUUAAGUAUGCGCCUUUGAUCUAAUUUAACUAUUUGAAGACUCUAAAAAGUAAACAGGAAACAAAUAGAAUACGCUGAGUAAUAAUCGAUCACCAAUGCUAACUCCAACUUAAAGAAAGUAAAUGCAUUCCCCAAAUUUAUAAAAAAAUAGUAAUUUAUCUCAGCUAAGAGGUAGAUCGCCAUUAAGAAAGAGCCAACCAGUUACUCCAUAAAUUAAAAGUGGUAUUACUUAAUAAGAGCAAUCAAUAAAAAGCCCAAUGUAUUAAAAAAAUAACUAAGCUUCCCCUUUAAUUACUUAUGGUAAAAGAAUUGUUAAUUAAAAUAAUAAACUAAAUCAAAAAUAGUUAGCUGAAGAAAAUCUUUAUCUAUCAAAUAGUAUUUAAAGUAAUUAAAAUUCCCGCGUUUUUGAUAAUAAAUUAUAAACUGAAAAUAAUUCCAAGUCACCAAACUAUGGAAAAACUCUGACUCCAAAAAAUAAUAAAAAGGUAGAACCUCUAUCAGAUGAAAAUAUUAUAAAGCAAGUUUAUAACUCAUAAGGAGAAAUUAUUUUUGAAUAAAAAAAAAUGGUUAAAGAUGAUAAACAAAAUUCUGAUAAAAAUAAGUCUCCUUUACUAAAGCUAGUUAAAGAAUCUGCAUUUUACUAAAAUAUAGUAUCAAAUAAUAAUAAUAACAAAACCCCACAGACAACUCCUAAUAAAUUAUAAGACUAAUCUCCUUUUCAUACCCCAGUUGGCAAGUCAUAAUCUAAAUAAAACUAAAAUAUACCAAAAUCGAAAUCUCCUAUCAAUACAGCAAAUCAAACAGAUUACUAAAAGGAAAAUAAUUUUCACUUUUAAGAUAAGAGAUAUGAAAAUUAGUUUACAACAGAAAGCAUGAAUAUUGAAGAUAAUAUUGAUGACUAGUAUGUACCUGCAAAAAGAGGUCGUCCUGCUCAAAAUAAAAGAUUAGAAAUUCCUCCCUCACCAAUUAUGACUCCUACACCUAAUAUUAACGAUAAAUCCCCUGUUUCAAAAAUAAACCGCUAAAGAAUUUACUAAGACAUUUAAAUUUCUGAUGAUCUGCUAAAAAGCCCCAUCUAAAGAGCAACACCUUUAAAUAAAACUCAAGUAUACAAAGAAAAUUCUAUACCAUAAAGUCCUCCAAUACUAAAUGAUUAAAUCGAAUUCAAAUAAUAAUAAUAGUAAUAAUCUGGAAGGAAAAAAAGGCUCUAUAAGAGAAUAGAAAUAAGUGAUCAUGAAAGUUCUGAUAUUUAAAAUAUAGAAUUUUUGGAGAAUAGAAAUAACAAAUAUGAUGAUGAUAUACUUCCUGUAUUUUAGGAAUACUAAAAAAACACAAGAAGUAAAGGAUUAAGUAAUAAUUCUCGCUCUUAAACAAUUUCUACUUCUAUAACUCCUACUAAAUUUUAAGGUAAUACCACCCCCAACAAUUAAAAAUCAAAGACUUCUAUUUAAAAUCAAUAAAACAGCACUCCUUUAAACAAAAACAAUUAAAAAGAAAAUGAAAAGAUUCAAUAAGAACUCUAAUAGAAGGCCUUCAUGCAACAAACAACACCAAAUAAGAAAAUAAAUUCAAUUUGGUAGUAUAAUAAAAAUACCUAUUAAAAAGACUAGAUAACACCAAAUAAAAACCAGUAAAUAAAUGUGAAAACCCCUUUAAAUAAUUUUUAAGAAAAUGAAAAAACACCUUAAAAAAAUUAAUCUGUCAAAACACCCAACAAAGAAACGAGAUCACCAAUAAAUAAAAUAGAUCCUAAAUCUCCCAUGAGCAAGUAAAAUAAAAAAUCUCCUUUAAACAAAUAGGAUCAAAAAUCACCAAUAAGCAAAUAAAAUUCAAAAUCUCCAAUAAGUAAAACUAUGGAAGUGGAGGAAAAUAGCAAAAGAAAGAGAAGAAGACAACCCUCAUCAAUUUCAGAUGAUGAAUUGAAUACCUUUAAAUAAAAUUAAUAGCUAGAAAGUCUUAAUUAAGUAAUUACAAAAUCAGAUUUAACUCCUCAGAAAAGCUUGAAUUAAACUCCUUUAAAAAAAGGAGAUCUUACACCUACAAGAAGAUCUAUAAGAAACAAAGAUGAUAAAAGUGAGCAAUUUGAUGAAAGUAAGGAGAAAUAAAUUGAUGAUAAUUCUAAUUAAGUUCAUAUGAAGCUCCGUGAGAAUAGAGUUCAACUUUAAGCCUAAUCUGAAAAGAUUAACUAAGCUUUAAAUUAUAGUAGAGAAAAUUUGAAUAAUCUCAAUAAGGUUAGUUUUAAAAUAUAACAAGAAGAAAAGGAAGACUUGUAUAGCAGAGUCAAGAAAAGAGUAGAAAGCAUAAUUUAAUAAAAUUAAUAAACUUCUGAUUAAACUACUGCUACUAGUAAAAAGUCUAAAUUUGAAACUCCUGUAAAAGAGAAGACAUCAUCAUAUGAAAAAAUAACUCCAGAAAGUAAAUCUAAAAACUCUAGACAAGGCAGUGCAAAAAAGAAUAAAAAAAUAGAUCCAAAGACUAGUAUUAAAAAGAAUGAUUAAAGAUCUGCAACAAAAGAGAAGUAAAGUAUUUAAAUUUUAAAUAAUUAACCAGGGAAAGGUUAGUCAUAAAGUGAAAAUUUGAGUGAAUAGAAAGUUAAUAGCGAAUAAUAAUCUAAUGAGACUUAAUUUUAAAGUGCUGUCAAUGAAAGCUUACAGAAGGGCUAAAAAAAUAAAUAGAUUAAAAAUAAAAAGGAGGAAAAAAAUCAGUAAAAGGAUUAAGAAAAAUAAGAGAAAUAAAAUGAUUUAAUUGAAAAGCCAGUGGAAUAAAACACUAAUUCAAUCAAUCACUUAGAAAUAACACCAAAAGCUGAAAGUUAAAAAUCUCGCAGAGUAUCCUAAAGGCUAUCAAAUUUAAAAUAAGAUAAUUCAAAGGAAGAUAAAAUAUAGCCUAAUUCAAUAGCUUCUAAUGAUUAGCAUAAUUAAGUAACUACCAGGAGAAGCUAAAAUAAUCAUAAAGAAAAUGAGUAAAAUGAAUAACAAGAUUAGUUUAGAACUCCAGUGAAAUCAAGUGGAAAUAAUAAUUAGAAAGUAGAUCCUAAAGGAAGACUGACUAGAAGCAGUAUCAAAUAAAAUAAUAACAUGACUUAAAAACAAGCAAAUGAAGUUUUAUUUCAAGAAUAAGAUAUGGAGAUAGAAGAAUAAAAGUAAGACUGUUAAGUUUCUAACAAAAACUCAGAAAGAAGUGCAAAUAAUUAAGACUUUAAAUAAAAUUAGAAUUAGAUAGACUAUUCAAAUAUUUCUAAAAUAAUAGGUCUUCUUUCAUAGAAAAAGUAAAAAAGAGGAGGAAAAACUUCUCAAAACAACAAUAAGGAAUAUCCUUAAUUCGAAGUAGAAAUGAGUAAUGGCGAAUAAAAAAUAUUGAAUUAUGCUUAAAUUGUUGAAAUAAAUCCAAAGAUGGUUGCCGAUUUCUUAAUAAAAGAUUAUAUGUGA